CCCUAUUGGCCUACGUCGACGUGAGCGUGCGCUGCUAUUGGCUGCGAGGGACGUCGCUCAACCGCGCGCUACGCUUCCUGGUUGAGCCGUAGCUGUCAACCGGGCUUCGGUUCAUUAAACGGCAGAUGCCAUCAGUUGGCAGCCUCCAUCGCCCCGAGCGAAUUUUCACUCAGCAACACAACGAGAAAUCCUAGACGAUGGCGUUCAGAAAGGCUCUGAGGCGGACGGCGAUGGUGGGGGGCGGGACGGUGGCCGUGGCGCUGGGGCUCUCGCAGCUGAUGGAGUACAGGAGGACGCAGGCCCGGCUGGCCCACGUGGCGGCGGAAGCGGAGCUGAAGGUCCCCUACCCUGACGAGUUCCCCUCGCGGCAGGCCCAGCUAGCGGCGCUGAGAGACACCGGGGAGUUCGACGUGCUGGUGGUCGGAGGGGGGGCCACGGGCGCCGGCUGUGCCUUAGACGCUGUCACACGCAACCUUAAAACUGCGCUGGUAGAGCGGAGCGACUUCUCCUCCGGCACCAGCAGCCGGAGCACCAAGCUCAUCCACGGAGGCGUGCGCUACCUCCAGAAGGCCAUCAUGAAGUUGGACUGGGAGCAGUACAUGAUGGUGAAGGAGGCCCUGCAUGAGCGAGCCAACCUGCUGGAGAUCGCGCCCCACCUGUCCGCGGCGUUGCCCAUCAUGCUCCCCGUUUACAAGUGGUGGCAGCUGCCCUACUACUGGGCGGGGAUCAAGAUGUACGACGUGGUGGCCGGGAUCCAGUGCCUGAAGAGCAGCUACGUCCUCAGCAAGUCCAAGGCCCUGGAGCUGUUCCCCAUGCUCAAGAAGGACAAGCUGGUCGGGGCCAUCGUCUAUUACGACGGGCAGCACAACGACGCCCGCAUGAACCUGGCCAUCGCCCUGUCCGCCGCCCGCUACGGCGCCGCCGUCGCCAACUACACCGAAGUGGUCCACCUGCUGAAGGACAAAGACCCUCAGACCGGCAAGGAGAAGGUGUGCGGCGCCCGCUGCCGGGACGUCAUCACAGGGCAGGAAUUUGACGUGAAGGCAAAGUGCGUGAUCAACGCCACGGGGCCCUUCACAGACUCGCUGAGGAAGAUGGACAACCAGGAGACGGCGAACAUCUGCCAGCCCAGCGCCGGCGUCCACAUCGUCAUCCCGGGCUACUACAGCCCCGAUAACAUGGGUCUCCUCGAUCCGGCCACGAGCGACGGGCGCGUCAUCUUCUUUUUGCCCUGGGAGAAAAUGACCAUCGCCGGAACCACCGACACCCCGACGAGCGUGACGGCCCACCCGAUCCCGGGGGAGGACGACAUCAACUUCAUCCUGAGGGAGGUCCGAAACUAUCUGAGCCCUGACGUAGAAGUGCGUAGGGGGGACGUCCUGGCGGCGUGGAGCGGCAUCCGGCCCCUGGUGACAGACCCCAGCUCCAAAGACACCCAGUCCAUCUGCAGGAACCACAUCGUCAGCAUCAGCGACAGCGGCCUGGUCACCAUUGCUGGUGGGAAGUGGACAACCUACAGGUCCAUGGCCGAGGAGACUCUGGACGCAGCCGUUACGGCUCACGGCCUCCCGGCCGAGUCCUGCAGGACCGUGGGCCUGAUGCUGGAGGGGGCCAAAGGCUGGACGCCCACUCUCUACAUCCGCUUGGUGCAGGACUACGGACUGGAGAAUGAGGUGGCCCAACACCUCGCCGCGACGUAUGGAGGGAAGGCGUUCGACGUGGCCAAGAUAGCUAAGGUGACCGGGCAGCGGUGGCCCAUCGUGGGGAAGCGGCUGGUGUCCGAAUUCCCCUACAUAGAGGCCGAGAUCCUGUACGCCAUCAAGGAGUACGCCUGCACCGCCAUCGACGUCAUCGCUCGCCGGACGCGCCUGGGCUUCCUGAACGUGCAGGCGGCGGACGAGGCUCUCCCCCGCAUUGUCCAGAUCAUGGGCAAAGAGCUGGGCUGGAGUCAGGAGAAGAGAACGGAGGAGCUGGAAGCGGCCAGGAAGUUUUUGUACCACGAGAUGGGCUACAGGUCCCGUUCCGAGCAGCUGACCAAGACGUCCGAGAUCAAUCUGGAUUACCAGGAAGUGGUCAGGUACAAGAAGCGUUUCCACAAGUUUGAUAAGGAGUGCAAAGGGUUCAUCACCACUGUGGACGUCCAGCAGGUUUUGGAGAGCAUCAAUGUCCAAAUCGAUGAAAACGCGCUCCACGAAAUCCUUAAUGAGGUGGACCUCAACAAGAACGGGCAAGUGGAAAUCGACGAGUUCCUGCAGCUGAUGAGCGCCGUGAAGAAGGGUCAAGUGUCGGACAGCCGCCUGGCCAUUCUGAUGAAAACGGCCGAGGAGACUCUGGAAACCAGAGGGCCGGUGACGGUGGACCGGAGCGGGGGAGGAGUCUGAGCCCGGCGUGGCAGCGGCGACUAAAGAGGAGAGAAAGUAUGCAAAUGGCAGAUAUUUGAAUGACAAUAUUGCAAUCAGGCACACUAAAUCUGGACAAAUCAAAAGCAGCAUCCAAUGAUUGAAGUCAGACUGGACUCUGACAACACAAAAUGUUUUCGAACAUCCUUUAGACGCAAUCUUUCUGCCAUUAUCUUUUUUUUUAUUAGCAUGGAUGACACUGAUUGUGGUGUGAAUAUUGUCUUCCAAGGCGUCCUUUUUACGCCUGAGCAUUUUGUAUCCGUGACAUCCUCAUAACUCGAAUGUUUCUCAGAGAAGUUGUUGUCGCCCUUUGCCAACAAACUGGGGAAGGCAACGUCAGACGGCUGUUUCCUGGAAAAAUGAACCAAAGUUUGUUUGUCAUCCGCCCUGGAUGUGAUGUGUAUGCAACCUGACGCUGCAGUUAAGUGGCCCGAUUUGAACUAAAGAGGCUCCCGUUACUAAGAGAAGCCGUGCACAACAAGCACCGAUUACAAACUUAGCCUUUUUGGACAUUCUGUAAAUGGUUGAGACGUUUAUUGAGACGGAUUAUUCCAGGUUAAACGGCUGAUCUGGGAUGAGGGUUCCUUUAUUCUUUCUAUUGCACUUUCUGCAAACCGCAGCUGACACUGACUACACAAGCUGCCCAGCUUUUGUGUUACUGAUCCCCCCCCAGAAAUAUUUGUUUUUUUUUUACGAUUAUUUAUUCUUUUUAAUCGCUGCAGUUGUUUCUACUUUAAUUGCAGUCAACUUUUAAAAAAUAGGAAUAAUAUAAUUAUGAAAGGAUUGUGGGUUAUCUUUAUUGAAUAGGAACUCAUGCUUCAUGCUUUAAAUGAUGUAAAUAAAAAGUGGUUUCUUCAAAAUCGGUGUAUCUAUGCUCAUCCUGCCUAUCUGAUGGCAGGAUAGUUUGUUAACCUGCAUGCUAGCUUGCUGCUUUAACGUUUGCACAAGAUUUUACAUUGUGUCAGAACAUUGUGUUCUCUCAUGGAAAAGUAACCUCACUGUGUUAUUUGUGCCUCCGUGUGCCUUCGACACGACACUCGACCUCUCAGAAAGCUCCACACUCCACAGAAUGUUCAGAAUUUAAACAUGCAGUGUCUAUUUAACAUUUAUUACAUAAAGAGAGAAUAUUCUAAUUUGAAUUGUAUGUGCUGUUUUGUACUAGAACUGUUGCAUUUACCAUCUGACCAAGGGAUGUUUCUGCUUUCAUCCCUGUAAUAAAUAUUUCUAAUCAGAUGUAAUAUUUGGCGUUUGUCUGGUUUU
Molecule: messenger RNA, 3659 nt
Organism: Menidia menidia (Atlantic silverside)
Lineage: Eukaryota; Metazoa; Chordata; Actinopteri; Atheriniformes; Atherinopsidae
Source: the annotation of a GenBank genome assembly